AUGUCGCCCAAGUUCAAAGACGCGUGGUACUACCCCAACGACAUCGCCCAUGACCUGGACGGCCUCACGGUGUUGCCCGAGGCCAUGAAGCAGGAGGUGUACGCCUGCGCGUGGGAGUACACGCGCUGCGUGAUCCCGCAGUACACCAACUGGAAGCGCUACGUCGCCUUUAUGCGCACCAUCAUCAUCGGCAUCAUCGCCGAGUUCCGGGGCGAGCUCGUCGACGUGGCGGCGGGCGACUCGAUCCUGGGCUACUCGCUCGACGGCGUGCUGGACGCGCUCUUCGAGGGCACGCCGGGCCACGCGCUCAUGGCGCGCGAGUACAAGACCUUCCUGCUCAUCACGGCCGAGAAGACGGGCCGGCGGCGCGACCACGAGCUGUUCCGGCGCUACGUCAACGGGCUGGCGUCGGGCCCGCGCGCCUGGUUCCGCAUGCGCGACUGCGACGCCCUCGCGCGCUUCUCGCUCGCCGCCGCCCUGGCCUGCUGCGACGUGACGGACCGCCUGCCGUCGCCGGACCAGCUCGAGCUGCUGACCGAGAUCGGCGACACGCUCUACGACGCCGUCGCCUUCUACAAGCACCGCAGCGAGGGCGAGACCAACAACACCUUUGCGUACGUGCCCGAGGAGUCGCGCGUGCGCGCCUACAGCGUCGCGCGCGAGCUGCUCUGGGCCCUCGACGUCGCCUACGCCGGCAAGCCCGAGGGCGCGCCGCUCAUGAACUUUGUCCGCUUCUUCGGCGGGCCCAUCCACAUGAUGAUGCGCCGCUACCGCUUCGUCGAGGAGGGCCUGACCAUCGGGCGCGCCGAGACCGACGUCGUCGUGGCCGAGACGCGCCGCAACGUGAAGCUGUGGAACCGCGUCGACGCCGUACCGCAGCAGCCGCAGCAGCCGCACCACGAGGGCACCACCGAGGCCGCCGGCGGUCACAGCCGCGGCGCCAGCAUCGCCAGCACGCCCACCAACGUCGACAGCAGCAGCAGCAGUAGCAGCAGCACCACCGACCCCGCGGUCAGCAGUCGCGGGAGCGACACCAGCGUCGAGGACGACGGCGGCAAGCCCCCCGCCGCCGUCGCCGUCGCCGCCGCCGAGGUCCCGGGGGUCGAGCGGUUCCACGCGCUGCUCAAGCGCAGCGACCAGCUCAUGUUCCCGGAGCUGCCGGCGUACCUGGAGCGUUCGGCCGAGCAGCACUGCGACCGCUGCGGCUACCAGACGUCGUACGGCGCCCGGCGCAUGUACCGCUUUGGCGGCGUCGACCUGUGCGUCGGCUGCCGCGCCAUGUGGCGCGGCUACAUCGAGUCGCUGCCCGAGCGCGUCCAGGAGGCCUUCCCCGACGUCGUGCUCAAGACCCCGCCGCCCCAGCCGCCCGCGCCCGAGGCCGCAGUCGUCGCUGACCCCGGCCGCCAGCAGCUGCGCGAGGAGGUGUUUGGCGACUCGUGCUACGCGACGGUUCCGUAA
Gaeumannomyces tritici R3-111a-1 is the source of this 1458-nucleotide messenger RNA. RefSeq lists its product as hypothetical. The transcript has a single exon. Bases 1 to 1458 code for a protein of 485 amino acids. The record is from RefSeq and is a predicted model, not a curated record. Lineage: Eukaryota; Fungi; Ascomycota; Sordariomycetes; Magnaporthales; Magnaporthaceae.